ACACCUCAUGGGAUACCGGUUAUCCAAUUCAAUUCAAUGAUGCCCAAUAACUCCUACUUGAAUCAAUCCAAUGAAAAUAGAAAAUUCUUAUCUUAAUCUUAUUAAGAAAGAUAUAACUCAUGAAUCUUAUAUAGAAUCAAAAUGUCUUAUGAUGACGUUGGGCCUUUGAUAGCCAACGACGUUCUUUCUUAUAGUGGUGUGUAGUUAGCAGUAUGUACGUUGGUGUGGGUUCGUAUUCGUUACGAAGCCAACAACAAGGUGUUGGGCCAAACAAGCUCAAUAAGCUUAUCCUGUUGUUGCGGUUGGUUCGGCGUUGAGCCGCAACCGCUUGUUGAUUGACUUUAUAUAAUUAUAAUGUAUAGGUUACUUAACAUAUUAACUCCCCGCCCGACCGCAUUCCACCAAGCACCUGCGGCUGACGAUUGCUGUAAAGAGCCGUAUACGACUACUGAUGAAACCGUAUAGCGAAGCACCUAACGCGUUUAUCAUAUAUCGCGGUCUAUCGAGAUUUUGUUGGUGUUCAGUGUACCGUACUGUAUCGAAAAGAAUGCGCAUUGCAUUCUAUUCUCCCAUCAGACGUUUGUGGGAAAAACCCACGCACGCUCGGGCAAGUCUCUCUAUUGGUUGGAGAGCAGAACUGUCAAAGAAUGCACCAAACCACAUGAUUGUUCUGGAAUGGCUCCUCACUAUCGUCGCUCCUUGUGAUGCUGCGGAACCAUGGCAAUUAGGAUCUCAAGACGCAGCAACACCUAUGAUGCAAGGAAUUAUUGACUUGCAUCACGAUAUCCUGUUCUUCCUCAUUCUGAUUUUGGUUUUCGUAUCACGGAUGUUGGUUCGCGUUUUAUGGCAUUUCUACUAUGAAUUUCAUCCUUUCCCGCAAAGGAUUGUUCAUGGAACUACUAUCGAGAUUAUUCGGACCAUAUUUCCUAGUAUCAUCCCGAUGUUCAUUGCUAUACCAUCAUUUGCUCUGUUAUACUCAAUGGACGAGGUAGUAGUAGAUCCAGCCAUUACUAUCAAAGCUAUUGGACAUCAAUGGUAUCGGACUUAUGAGUAUUCGGACUAUAACAGUUCCGAUGAACAGUCACUCACUUUUGACAGUUAUACGAUUCCAGAAGAUGAUCCAGAAUUGGGUCAAUCACGUUUAUUAGAAGUGGACAAUAGAGUGGUUGUACCAGCCAAAACUCAUCUACGUAUGAUUGUAACACCUGCUGAUGUACUUCAUAGUUGGGCUGUACCUUCCUCAGGUGUCAAAUGUGAUGCUGUACCUGGUCGUUCAAAUCAGACCUCCAUUUCGGUAAAACGAGAAGGAGUUUACUAUGGUCAGUGCAGUGAGAUUCGUGGAACUAAUCAUGCCUCUACGCGUGCGCCCGGAUACAUAGGCCGACUGCUGAGCCCACUCUGGCUCAGCCGCACCACCCGGGGUGCGAGCCACCCGAGAAGCAAGCUAUUACAGCGAGCGGCUGGAGCAGUAGGGAGCCGAGGAGCAAGGCAGUAGAUAAGAUAGAAGAAGGGGCCAGGCUCCCGGUGGAGCAGAGGAGACGGUUAGGAUAACGAACUUGAAACGCGGAGCCCGAGCGGCCGGCGAGCGAGUGGUUAGUGGCCAAUAGCGCCCUAGUUGAUGGCAUUCCUCUCUGCGGCUGGCACUCGAGGAACCACGGGGCACUCCAUACAGAGCAAGCAAGUCUUAGGGAUGAGACGCCCGCGCAAGGACCUCAAUUCUCAUUAGGAGGUCGAACCAAGGACCUAUGGAAGUCGGGGCUACCCCGUCCCCAUGGCAACGCAACAGUGUCCUGAGGGAGGAGUUUAGAGGCCUUAUAGUAGCACGGACCUCUUUUUCUUUCUAGGUCAUGCGAAGGGGGCCAGUCCAAGAUCGUACUGUUCCUCUACAAAGACAACAGACGCUCUCAACGGCUAGGCGCCACUCUCUUUCUGAGUUAUUCCAGCUUCUUCAUGAUUUCGUGCCGCGGUGAACGAACAAAACAAAAAAGAGGGCCGUCUCCGCGGAAGGAGAAGGACCUGCAACGGCAGAGACUACUGACCCUCUUCUUGUUUGUUCCUAGCCGUCUGUUACGAGUCCGGGAAGCCUGGAAUCAUCAAUAUGAGGGAUCCCUCAAAAUAGAGAAGGGCGGACAGGGCUUCCGCAAGAGCCUCCCCCCUCUUCCCGGUCAAGAUAGAUGGGAAGGAGACGGACAUAACCAGCCUCUUUAUUUAUGUACGUACACCUUUGUUUCAGGGUGGGGCCGCCCUCCCUCCUGCUAAUCCGGCCAUUUCCGAACCUGCCUUUCCCACCCCAUUCAAUUCAAUAGAGGACUUAUCCAUUCUUGCGAUUCCCAGCCCUACGGUACGGCUAAAUAGGCUCAAUGAUCUCUUUCUUC
Molecule: messenger RNA, 2375 nt
Organism: Magnolia sinica
Lineage: Eukaryota; Viridiplantae; Streptophyta; Magnoliopsida; Magnoliales; Magnoliaceae
Product: cytochrome c oxidase subunit 2
Exons: 2
Coding region: 452-1495 (347 amino acids)
Biological process (GO): ATP synthesis coupled electron transport
Cellular component (GO): membrane
Molecular function (GO): copper ion binding; cytochrome-c oxidase activity
Source: RefSeq, a predicted model, not a curated record